AAAUCUUUAAAUUGGAAGGAGCAGAGGAAGGAUCAGCACUGAAACAACACCACAAAAACAAGUGUGUGUUUAGUUUAGCCACAACUCUCUGUCAAGUCAGCAAAAGCAGAAAGAAGUCGAACAGAGGCGUCAAAAAGACAAAAAUAUCCCCAAUAAGCAGAAGUAAAACCAGAAUUUAUGAUGAACCUGUUAGUCAUCUUGUCUAUCCUUGCAGCGCUCAAUGUCAACAUGGUGUUAUCUCGACGCUGUUUUACAAAAAGAGAGGCAUCAGCAGAGUGUCGGUUUGGGAAAGGGACAAGCUACAGGGGAACAGUCUCCGUAUCAUCAAAUGGUCACAGGUGUCUCAAAUGGAGCAAGACUCAACACUCUUGGAGUGAUUUAAAGAGUGAUUUAAAUGGAGUUGGCAACCAUAAUUACUGCAGGAAUCCCAACAACAGCAGGAGGCCAUGGUGCUAUGUUAAAACAAGAAGUCAGGUCAAGAGGGAGUACUGUGAUAUUCCCAAAUGUUCUACAGUAACUGCAAAACCAACAACAACACCUCCCAGAGCUGUAGAUACAGAGAGAACGUGUGGCGAGCGUUCUGAGCGGAGGACGAAUAAGAUCGUGGGAGGUUCUUUCGUACCCAUCGAAUCACAACCAUGGAUCGCUGCUAUCUUUCAAAAACGGUUCCUCUGCGGUGGUUCUCUCAUCGCGCCCGGCUGGGUUCUCACAGCUGCACACUGCUUCUUUGAUGGAAACGAAACCCGUCUCCAGCGUCUCAGGGUAUAUCUGGGAAAGUCUGACAUCAACAACACAGAUCCUGAUAGGGAGCAACUUUUCUCUGUGGAGAAACUCAUCAUCCACCAGAAAUACAACCCAUCCAACUAUGAUAAUGACAUCGCUCUACUGAAGAUCUCAAACACAAAAGGACAAGGUGCAUUGAAGACAGCUUCUGUUCGGACAGUUUGCCUUCCUCCGCUCAACACUUACCUACCUGUUGGAUUCACAUGCAGCAUUGCAGGAUUUGGGAAGGAAGCCUACAGUUCGUUGUCUUACUCCAAUCAGCUGAAACAGGCUAAUGUGAGGCUGCUCUCCUCCACCAACUGCAAAGUGGAAGAGCACUAUAAAGCUUUACUCACUGACAACAUGAUUUGCGCUGCGAGCCCUGAUUGGAGCACCGACUCCUGCAAAGGAGACUCUGGGGGGCCGCUGGUGUGUGAAGCGUCAGGACGCAUGUUUCUCUUUGGGGUGGUGAGCUGGGGCGAAGGAUGUGCUAGUGAGAACAAGCCAGGUGUUUACACAAAGGUGACCCACUACAACAACUGGAUCGCAGACAAUACCGGGCUUUCUGAAUACACAAAAGGAUUGAUGUAUCCUCAAAAAUGAAACUCCAGCGCAUGUUAAGUAGUCUUCUGGUCAAUGCAUGUUUAUAAAAGGAAAAUCUGGCAUCCAUUUUAAGAUGGUACAUGUAUAUAAGCAUAUGCUGAUGCAACAGGUUUGGCUGCACAACGACGGUGUCAGCCUAAAAGGAGCAUUGACAGAAAGUUCAAAUUUACUUGAGCUUAGUCAAGAUCGCUUCUUGGUUGUUUUACUUGGCUGGGAAAGUAGGACAAUGUUUGCUGUAAGGUUUUCUGCAGUCAAACUGCAUUUUCAAAAUAAAUUUGUGUUAUGACAUUUUCACCCAUUGACACAUUAUAACUAUGAAGGCCUAACAUAUAACCCAGUGGUUACAGGGUUAUAUACCACCACUGACUGAGCUAAAACCAGCUAAAGCUGAAUACAUU
Messenger RNA from Xiphophorus hellerii (green swordtail), 1763 nucleotides. Its product is annotated as tissue-type plasminogen activator. Bases 178 to 1365 code for a protein of 395 amino acids. The record is from RefSeq and is a predicted model, not a curated record. The transcript is spliced from 11 exons. Gene Ontology annotation, biological process: regulation of cell adhesion mediated by integrin; plasminogen activation. Gene Ontology annotation, molecular function: serine-type endopeptidase activity. Lineage: Eukaryota; Metazoa; Chordata; Actinopteri; Cyprinodontiformes; Poeciliidae.